Molecule: messenger RNA, 1982 nt
Organism: Lytechinus variegatus (green sea urchin)
Lineage: Eukaryota; Metazoa; Echinodermata; Echinoidea; Temnopleuroida; Toxopneustidae
Exons: 6
Coding region: 190-1890 (566 amino acids)
Source: RefSeq, a predicted model, not a curated record
UUAGAGAUAAAAAUAUAUAGCAAAGAAAAUACUUGCCACUAUUGCCAAUUUGAUCAAUGAUUUCAAACUUAUUAUGUCAUUAUUGUCUUUUGAAUGAUACUUGGUUUGCAUCUUGACCUCUAAUAUUUAAUUUUUUCUUCAUCUGUUUAUUUCACAGAUACUGUUGCAGAUGCUGAGCAAGAGAGGCGUAUGUUUAGGGACUGGAACAAAUGUACCUGCAAACGUCACUGCAAGCAGCUGUUCCCAGCAGAUGACAUCCUAAACUACAGACUAGACAUCUUUGGCCUAUCAAGGGAACAGAAGGACUUAGUCAUCAUGGCUCAGGUUGCUGCUACCCAGGACUGCAGUGCAUCAACAAAAUCGUCAAAGAAAAGGCAGAAAGAGAGACAGGCUGCACGCACCCAGUACUUCUUCCAUGGCAGUGCCAUUUGCAGAGACAUGUUCAUGUUCUUGCAUAGCAUUUCUAGUUGCAAGCUGAAUAGUCUGAAGACCUGGUUACGGGAGAAUGGACUGACGCCAGUGAUACUGAAGUCUGGAGGCAGGAAACAGAGGAGCAACUGUCUUACUCCUGCUGAUGUGGAGAAUGCAUUGACCUUCAUCUCGAACUACGCUGAAGAGUUUGCAGUAUUCUUACCUGGAAGGGUUCCUGGGUUUAGCCGUGCUGACAUUCGCCUAUUGCCUUCAUCCUCUACAAAGUCAUCAAUACAUGCCUUGUAUCAAGCUUCUAUGGAAGAAAAGGGUGCUCGAGCCAUUGCCCUCAGCACGUUUAAGAAUGUUUGGAAGCAGUAUGUCCCGAUGAUAGUUACUGCAAAGCCCAUGACAGAUCUGUGUUGGACGUGCCAGCAAAACACCACACGCUUGUUCGUCACCACAAACAGAACCGAAGAAGAGAAGGUUGAGCGAUUGGAGGCUCACAGGGAGCACCUCAACAAGGUUCUUGUGGAAAGGACUAAGUACAGGGAAGAGACUGCAUCUGCGAAAGAGGAGAUAUCGCUUCGAGGUGGAGACCUUGGUCGUCAUCCAGCCAACAGUAGGGAAGGUUCGAUGCAGUACAGCUUCGACUAUGCACAGCAGGUGCAUUAUCCUGCCAACCCACAGCAACCUGGCCCUAUCUACUUCUUAUCCACAAGGAGGUGCGGGAUAUUUGGCGUCAACUGUGAAGGCAUCCCCAAGCAGGUCAACUUUCUCAUAGACGAGGGUAUGUGCCUUUCAAAAGGUUCAAUAGCAGUAAUCUCCUACCUGCACUAUUUCUUUAACAACUUUGGUUUGGGAGAGAAGGAAGCAAGCCUCCAUUGCGAUAACUGUUCGGGUCAAAAUAAGAACAAGUUCGUCCUCUGGUACCUGGCAUGGCGAUGCAUACACAAUCUCCACUCCGACAUCAAUCUGAACUUUAUGAUUUCUGGCCACACGAAGUUUGCACCUGAUUUUUGUUUCGGGCUCAUCAAGAAACGUUACCAGACGUCUGCUGUAUCUACCCUGCAGGACAUAGCCAACACAGUGCAGAGCAGCUCAACCAGGGGGAUCAACAUUCCAGUUCUAGUGGGGGAUGAGGCCGGAAGACAGCUGGUACCUACUUACCAAUGGCAGGAUUUCCUUUCCCCUUACUUCCGUCCAGUGCCUGACAUCAAGAGUUAUCAUCAUUUCAGAUUCUCAGCCCAGGAGCCUGGAGUGGUUUACACUAGAAAGUUUGCUGACACUGAGGAGAAGAAGUUUGUCCUACUGAAGCAAGGAGCCAUGCCACCUCGUCUUCUUCCACCAAGCCUACCACCACCAGGUCUUUCCCUUGAACGUCAACAGUACCUAUUUGAGAAGAUCAGGCCUUUCUGUCGACCCGAUGCAAGGGAUAUCACCUGCCCAGCCCCUACGCAAGCUGAAGAAGCUCUUCGUUGAUUUCUUUUUGUGCAAUUCCAAAUGAUAAUAUAUUUAUUGUGUGCAAUAGUUAUUCAAAUUCAUAUUAUGAAUAAAAUUAUUUUUUUACUUUA